Molecule: messenger RNA, 3048 nt
Organism: Paramisgurnus dabryanus
Lineage: Eukaryota; Metazoa; Chordata; Actinopteri; Cypriniformes; Cobitidae
Product: interleukin-17 receptor D
Molecular function (GO): interleukin-17 receptor activity; protein binding
Source: RefSeq, a predicted model, not a curated record
CUCUUGCUUUAUUUCGUACUUAGACCUGACUAUCUGCAUUCAGGCCGUCGCUGGGAGUUCGACUAAAGCUAGUUUUCAAGUUAGGCAUCGGGUAUGCGAAUGAUGUCGUCGUGGAGACUGACAGCAGAUCUGUUCCUUCUGAUCAGCUUGUGUUUUAGUGCUGGUGGUGAACAAAUGAUUUGGAGACCUCAGAGCUGUAGUCUUGGAUGUAUCCGACAGGGAAGCACAGAAUGUGAAUACUGCAGAAUCACAGCAGAUGAUGUGCAAUUAUCUCCCAAAAUUAACUACACCAGUCCUUUUGGAGGUUGUGUACCUUGGCCCUGUCACACUUUUCUAGGCCAGGAAACCCCAGAACUCUGCCUACAUUAUGUUGAAGCACCGCGCAAUAUUCAUAUAGAGUUUCAAGCCGAUCAAGAUCCAACAUAUGAUGCCAUUACUGUGUCAUGGAACCCAAGUCAAUACGGUAUUGAAUUCUUACGUGGAUUUCAAAUAACCCUGCAGGCUCUUGGUGGAUCUCAAAUUUUGUGUCAACUGUUUCUUCUCCAUAACGACCUGUCCCUCACACCUGCACAUGCCCAAAGGGUGUAUUUUUCAGAUCCCUUUACACAUCUGUCUUUGGAUACCAAAUAUGUGGUGACUGUCAUGGCACUGCCCGUCCCUGAACGUUGGCACCAGUUUUAUCAGAAGAAAGAGUUUUUCACUCGCACAUGUCCUGAAAAAAAUGGUCUGGAAAAGUGUAAAAAAGACUGGUACCCGAGAUAUGUUGAAGUCCACCAGGAUAAGCAGGACAUCCUUGUGACCUUUAACCUUGCACCCGAGAACUUUAAAAUCCGUCACUAUUUCUCAUCAUGCUUUGGAGGCGGACUACGAAACUACACAAACAUUGAGCCAGAUUUUACACUAAACAAGACCCAUCACACAUAUCGCUUGCAUAACCUCAGAGCAGGUACAAACUACACCUGUGAGAUUGCAGCCGAUAUUGUGGAUGCGGUUAGGAAAACAUUUGUCAUUGUCGUUCAUUACAAGUCUGAAGAGCCGUUGACCUCAGACUUCACAAAAUCUUCACUCAUAAUCCUCUUGUCUAUGGGACUUCUGCUCACUGUUAUUGGAGCUGUAAUCUUCACUGUUGUCUAUAAGAAAAGACUGAAGAAAGCAGUAAAGACCAAAAUGAGACCAGAUAUUAUUGAACAGUACUAUGACAAAAAGCUUGACGAAGCACAAUGUGUUCUACUGGACCGUAAUACCCGCCCACCUCGCCUCCUGAUUUGCUACUCAAGUAACGAUGGCCCCGCCCACAAAAUGGUUGUGCUGCAAUUAGCUGCUUUUUUGCAAAAACAUAUGGCUACAGAGGUGCAUUUGGAUUUAUGGGAGUCAUUAAGCAUCAUGGAAGAAGGAAUUAUGGGCUGGCACUGCAGAAGAAUGAGUGAGUGUGACUUUGUGCUGGUUAUAUGCUCCAGAGGUCUCCUUCAGAACCAGAAAAAUCUGUGCGAAGAUGAGGAUCAAGAUCCUGUAGAGAACACUACCUUAACCACCAUCACCCUGAUAGGACAGGAGAUGUGUCGUACCAAAGCCCUGGGCCAAGACCUCUCCAAAUACAUGGCUGCCAUUUUUGAGUACUCUGAGGAGUCCGAUAUUCCUGCGGUACUGAGCCUUGCUUCAAGAUACACCCUGACUAAGGACUUACCUUUGCUCUUUUCUCAUCUUCAUCGGGUGCCUUUGCACAAGCCUGGGGUUAGCCUACAGGUGGAAAACAUUUCGGAAAGUGGAUACUCCAAACUGCCAGCUGGGGCGGCACUACAGCUGGCCAUCCAAGAAGCCAAAGUGCAAAUCUCUGAAGAGCAGAAAGAAGACAUAUAAGUGUUCCCAUCAUUUCAUAUAAGGUCUCUAAAACAACACACAGUGUAACCAAAUGUACAAAUGUACAAAAUGAACUCACUGAUGUGUCCUAUGGUACAUGUUUUUUUGAGACGAAAGGGUGUUUUUAUCAGAUGCAAUGGUCAUUAUUGACAAAUCCUUUCUUUAAAAGGUUUUGACCCUCCAGCUGCCUGUUGCUGAUACUCAAUAUUUACCUGUGCUUGCUUAUGCUUACUGAUUAGGAAUGUGGUGUAAGGUUUUCCAAGUAAAUGGGGAUUUUAUCCUGGUGACAUGGAUAAAAUGAAUUACCAGAAUUGCAUACCAUAUAUCUACAUUGAAGGAGGAAGCUGUGCCAUAUCUAGCAACAAGAAUAUUAUUAAGUCUUGGGAGCGGACCCCUUUGACUUGGGAACCACAAAAAUGGCAACCAGUUUUGCAGCAUAGGGAAGCUUUUUCAUUUAAAAACAUCUUCGGUCACAACUGAAUGAGAAGGAUAAUGAAGUAUUUUGGAACGUAUUGAGACAAAGUGCUGUGAUUGCUCUUUUAGUUCAAUGUCAGUUGUACAGCAUGUGUAUUUAUUAUUGCAUAUAUGUGUAGUUUUUAUGUGCAUGAAUGUUAAAUGCAUUUAAUCAAGUGAAUUUUCAUAGUAUUUGCAUGCACCUCUGUAGGUUUUGCAAUAUAUAUAAGAGUAUUUUCAUUAAGGGGAAACCACAAAUGCUAAAAUGUGUUUAUAAGAGUCUUGUGUUCAUGUUUUUGAUGUAGUUUAUAAAUAACUUUUAUGGUUUUAAACAUUUGCCUCAGGUUGACCUGAAGUGCUUUACCAAAUGAAUUUCCUAUAAGGCCAGUUUCUAAAAUAUUGGGCUUUUUGUAAUAUGAAGGGAAAUUACAAAGUUACAAAUACCUCCAAACAUGUAUGCAUGGAUUUAUUAUUAAUAUAAUAGUUCUAGAAUACGUCCUAAUUAAAAAAAAUGAAAAUGAUUUAUGCAUGGUUUAUUUGACAGCUUUUCAUAUAGUUCUAUUUUUUUAGCCCAAGACGGUGGUUCUCAAACUGGGGGGCCCCAGUUGUUUUAUAUGAUUUUACAUAAUACAUUAAUUUAAGUUCUGUGUAAUUGUACCUCAAAAAAAUAUGUUUACCAACCAACAGCACUAUUUUUGUAUAAAUGUUUUAUUUAAUUAAAUUCUAAGUUUGAAAUUG